AGAGUCGUCUAGCCAGAGCCCUGCGUGGCCGAGCUCAGGCCUCAGCAGCAUCCUUGGGUUGGAGCAGCUGCAAGGCAGCCACAAGGGCCGCAGCCAUGAAUGGGACGGAGGGCCCAAACUUCUACGUGCCUUUCUCCAACAAGACGGGCGUGGUGCGCAGCCCCUUUGAGUAUCCGCAGUACUACCUGGCUGAGCCAUGGCAGUUCUCCAUGCUGGCCGCCUACAUGUUCAUGCUGAUUGUGCUUGGCUUCCCCAUCAACUUCCUCACGCUCUACGUCACAGUCCAGCACAAGAAGCUGCGCACGCCCCUCAACUACAUCCUUCUCAACCUGGCAGUGGCCGACCUCUUCAUGGUCUUCGGAGGCUUCACCACCACCCUCUACACCUCUCUGCAUGGAUACUUUGUCUUCGGACCCACAGGAUGCAACUUGGAGGGAUUCUUUGCCACCCUGGGCGGUGAAAUCGCCCUGUGGUCCUUGGUGGUCCUGGCCAUUGAACGGUACGUGGUGGUGUGUAAGCCUAUGAGCAACUUCCGCUUCGGGGAGAACCACGCCAUCAUGGGCCUGGCCCUCACCUGGGUCAUGGCUCUGGCCUGCGCUGCGCCCCCUCUCGUCGGCUGGUCCAGGUACAUCCCAGAGGGCCUGCAGUGCUCGUGCGGGAUUGACUACUACACACUCAAGCCGGAGGUCAACAAUGAGUCCUUCGUCAUCUACAUGUUCGUGGUCCACUUCUCCAUCCCCUUGGUCAUCAUCUUCUUCUGCUACGGGCAGCUGGUCUUCACAGUCAAGGAGGCUGCCGCCCAGCAGCAGGAAUCAGCCACCACACAGAAGGCCGAGAAGGAGGUCACUCGCAUGGUCAUCAUCAUGGUCGUGGCUUUCCUGAUCUGCUGGCUGCCCUACGCCAGUGUGGCAAUCUACAUCUUCACCCACCAGGGCUCCGACUUUGGCCCCAUCUUCAUGACCAUCCCAGCCUUCUUUGCCAAGAGCGCCUCCAUCUACAACCCCGUCAUCUAUAUCAUGAUGAACAAGCAGUUCCGGAACUGCAUGCUCACCACGCUCUGCUGUGGCAAGAACCCACUGGGUGAUGAUGAGGCCUCCACCACCACCUCCAAGACAGAGACCAGCCAGGUGGCACCGGCCUAAGCCCCGCCAAGGACUCUGUGGCUCUGCGGCUCUGUAGGAGUCUCCCCACCCCUGCCCAUCCCAGCCACAGCCACCACACCAGGAGCCGCACCUGUCAGAACCAGGUCACACAGGGUCCCUGAGUUUCAACCAAACAAACACAAAAUUUAACGAGAGAAAAAUAUGAGGCUCCUCACUUGGUGGGGGUGGCAGAUCUGGAGUCCUAAUUUCUCAAAGGCUGGUGGGAUUUGUACCCCUCCCCCCAGUUCGUCUCUCAGGAACACAAGAACUCUUGCUCUGGAAAAGUGUCCCAGCUUAGGGAUAAGUUUCUAGCACAGAGUGGGGCACACAGUAGGUACUUAAUAAAUGCUAGAUGGAUGAUGGGAGGAAUGACUGGGAAGUGAGUGGAGAGAUGAAUGGGCAGGGAGAGCAUGUCUGUCCUUCUCAAGCACCUUAGCAGCAGGAGCAGCAGCCACUCAUCCUCGGCUCAUGAACUUGAGCACAAGUCUUUCCUUUCCUGGGCCUCACUUCCUUCCCCAUAAAAUGGAAAAAUGGAAAUCCCAAAUCCCCCCACGGCUGCUGUGAAGAUCAAAUGAGCAUUGUGUGUGUGUGUGUGUGUGUGAGCACAGGCUCGCAUGCCUGCAUGUGUGUGUGCACAAGCACUUUGUAAAUAGUAGAGAGCUGUACAGAUUGUAGUUAACAUUAUGAAUAAUAUCAAUUAAUAUAACUAAUGCAACACUAUGAUCAUUUCCUAUUGAUAGUGACCAUUCUGAGAUUGGGCACGGCCCUGAGCAUCCAGCCUUGGCAGGUUUUUAAAAAUUAGUGGGGAUUCAGCAUUUGGGAUGGAAAUCUUCUAAAAUUAGGUCGUGAUUGAUGGUGUACAACUAUUAAUAUAAUAAAAUUCAUUGAGUUAUUAAAAAAAAUAGCCAGGGGGUUCCUGCUGUGUGGCACUGUGGGCUAAAAUUUUGGCAUUUUCACAGCUAUGUAGAUUGCAGCUGCUGCUUGGACUCGAUCCCUGGCCUGGGAACUUCCAUGUGCCACGGGUACAGCCAAAAAAGAAAAAAAAAAUUCCAGGCACCAAGGCCAGACUAGGGCUGGGGUUUUGGGCCACAGGGAGGGACAGUCAGGGAAAUGCGGAAUGCAGUCACUGGGCCUGAGAAAACAACAUCGGGGGACUGGAGUUCUGGAACCAGGGUCUCACCUCCAGCAUGGAGCCCUGGGCCUGGGGCCGCUCCUUCCCAAUGCAUUCUGUAGAGGAACAUACUUUUCUCUCAGCUUCUAGAAACCACUUGCUCUCCUGCCCAGCACCCAAGCCACAGCAUCUCUGGUACGGAGCUUCUAGAAGCUAUGCUCACCUUCCCACAUUUAAUGAAGUGCUGAGCCCCCAGUGUCACCCUUGUCCCAGAGGGCUUAGAAACAAAGAGUGGGAAAUCCAGCUGGGCCUACCUUCCCUGAGGAGGUUCACAGGUCUCAGAUUUCGGCUCCCUUGCUGGGUGAGCCUUCAGUGGCCCCAGGCCAUUCUCCACUCUGGACAGUCCUUGUUGCAAAGCUGGCUGGAAGUCUGGGGCAUCAGAAUUGAGCCGCCUCAGUAAUUGAGCCGUCCUGCUGCAUGUAACCAAAGCUGGAAGCUCUAACUCCCCUGGCUCUGCCUAGAGACAAAGGCAACCUGGGGCAUUAAAAGCUCAGCUUCUA
This is a messenger RNA of Phacochoerus africanus (Common warthog), 2813 nucleotides long. It is a transcript of the gene RHO, whose product is annotated as rhodopsin. Lineage: Eukaryota; Metazoa; Chordata; Mammalia; Artiodactyla; Suidae. Gene Ontology annotation, biological process: visual perception; phototransduction; G protein-coupled receptor signaling pathway. Gene Ontology annotation, cellular component: photoreceptor outer segment; membrane. The transcript is spliced from 5 exons. The record is from RefSeq and is a predicted model, not a curated record. The coding region runs from base 96 to 1142 and encodes 348 amino acids. Gene Ontology annotation, molecular function: G protein-coupled receptor activity.